GCGCGUCUCUGCGUUACGUCUCAGUCAAAGAGCAGUAAAUGGAGUCAAGCGGUCACGACACGAAACUAUUAAUAACGAAUAAAGUUUUAGUUAUGUGCAGCAGAAGUUUAAUCAGUAAGGCAUAUUUGUAGUGUAAUAAGGUUAUUACAUACCGUGGAUGUAGCUGGCUAAGUGUGCAGCGAGGGUUCGUUUCGGUGUCUUCUCGUCCUCGUUAAGGCCUUUCUAGCUUCAGCUGCUGUGUAACGUUUGUUCAGCUGACGUUUUUAGAAAUCCAGCGAUUCACCUGUGCAUUUGGACGUCUGAGCACAUAAAGCGACAUGACAGACGAGAGUGCCGUUGUAAUGCAACAGAUUUUAGACAGGAGUUGCUGGGUGUGUUUUGCCACAGAUGAGGACGAUCGUACAGCUGAGUGGGUUCGACCGUGCCGAUGCCGUGGCUCCACUAAGUGGGUGCACCAGGCCUGCCUGCAGCGCUGGGUGGACGAGAAGCAGCGGGGCAACAGCACAGCCCGUGUAGCCUGUCCUCAGUGCAAUGCAGAGUACCUCAUCGUCUUCCCCAAGCUUGGGCCGGUGGUGUAUGUGCUAGAUCUGGCAGAUAGACUCAUCUCCAAGGCCUGUCCAUUUGCUGCAGCUGGAAUCAUGGUGGGAUCCAUUUACUGGACCGCAGUCACAUAUGGAGCCGUCACUGUUAUGCAGGUGGUGGGCCAUAAGGAGGGCUUGGAUGUGAUGGAGAGGGCUGACCCUCUGUUUCUACUCAUCGGCCUGCCCACUAUCCCCGUCAUGCUAAUUCUAGGCAAGAUGAUUCGCUGGGAGGAUUACGUGCUCCGCCUCUGGAGGAAGUAUUCCAACAAGCUGCAGAUCCUCAACAGCAUCUUCCCAGGUAUUGGUUGUCCGGUGCCCAGAAUCCCUGCUGAGGCGAGUCCACUGGCUGAUCACGUGUCAGCUACUCGUAUCCUGUGUGGAGCCCUGGUGUUUCCCACCAUCGCCACUAUUGUGGGCAAGCUCAUGUUCAGUAGUGUCAACUCAAACCUGCAAAGGACCAUCCUGGGUGGAAUUGCAUUUGUGGCCAUUAAAGGGGCAUUUAAGGUGUACUUCAAGCAGCAGCAGUAUCUCCGACAAGCCCAUCGCAAGAUCCUCAACUUUCCAGAGCAGGAGGAGGCCUGAGUGGGGCAGAAAGAGCGACCACGCCCCUUACAGACUGAGAAAUCACCAAUACCUCCAUGCCACCUGCACCAUUUCCUCUGUGUGCUUGUGUGCUGCAGAGUCAAUACCGCUCGCUGCUGCUGGGAUCAGCUCUAUCCUGGUGACCAUGAUUUGGAUUUUAUAGCGUAUGCAAUUGAGGCUAGAGGAGUGGGCAGAGGUUGACAAGUGUUGCACCACACAUCAACAGUGCACCUAGUGGUUCACAAAAGCUGUUCAUUUUUGUCCCUCUCUCUAAGAAUGUGAUCUUUCUUUUCCUCUCAUCUGUUUGGUUGGAGAUCUAGGCUCAUUCUCUCCAGUUAUGUAGGUAAUCAGAACUGAGAGAGGUUCCUUCUUUUCUGUAUUUUAUAGGUUGUGAUAUUUUAAAUUGAGUGGAAUGUGUAAUUAAGAGUUUUAUGUGAAUAAAUGAUCCUUUUAUGUUACUCUGACAGUGAGAUGGAUUAGAAACGUCCUCAUCCACAUAGGUGACAUGGCUUUGACUGGUGCUUGGGUUGUAUUAAUGAAUCAGUGACUCUGCUGUGUAAUUGUACAAUUCUAGAAGCAUUUAUUCAUAACCCCCCUAUAGUGUUUAUUCUCUUUAAAUCUUAGAACAUCGGGCUGUUGCUGGACACAGAUGAAGCUGAUAUACACAAACAUUGAUGAAUUUAACACUAAAAUGAAUUGUAGCCUGUGAACAGUACUGAUGUCUGUCCAGAAACUCUAUCCCAGUUCUUGAGAGCAGGAGCUUAGCUGUGGAAAGCUAACAGUCAGAAACUGUAUGACAGCCAUGACUAAUGCAAAAUAUUUUGCCUUCUGACUUAAUGAUUAGACUUGAAAAGGCUCUGUGUAAUCAUAUUGAUUAUAAAUUGCAUUUGACAUCACUAAUCAACACGUGCAUAGACUUUUAAGACGCUUAAGGCUGGUGGUGAUUUUUCCGUCCACUAAAGUAGUUGUCCUUUGCUCUGUCAUUACAAAAUCGGAAGAAUACCCCAAAAACACACUUAUUAUUGUUAUUAUUUUACUACUGUGCUAUUUGAGUCAGAAAUUUCAACUGUGUUACUUAGAAGUAACAGCUUAAGGCCAGCACUAACAUUUCAGGAUCUCUUCUAGCAUGAUCUAAGAAUAAAGAGGUCCCUGAGAACCACUCAGCAUAAUGCUGUUAAGAUUGCUCUCUCAUUGCAUCACCAUGUGAGGGAAAUGAUUUAAAAUCAAAAUCAUUUGAAGCAGAGGCCUCAGAUGUACGGACAGUGUUCUACGACUGUCCUAACCUCCUAACCAUGUUUCAUGACAUUGUCUAUACUGAACUGGAAGCAUUAGUAAUCUUUCUCCAUCAUACCCCUGAGAUUGCUCGUCUUUUUUUGUUUUUUUUUUUAAACGCAAUGAAGCGGGCGUUGCUGAACUCUUGGAGAACGUGGCCUACAUUGAUUAUGCUGAAAGCUUUGAAAGCAGCCUGACAAUGGUGAACAUGCCAAAUGUGCCGAUUGAGUCGAGUGGAUGGAUUCAAGCGAUGAUUUCUGGAUUGUUCCAUGCGAUCACUACUAACCUUUGUGCAUCUGUGACUGCCGGUUUGUACAUGAUAUGAUCAUAACAGAGGAAAGCGAGAACCAUCAGUGUAUUACUUUGUAAAAAUAGCAUGCCAAUAACAGACCACUGCAAUAUGUGGAGAUGGAAAAUAAGCCUACUGAACAUAGAAGGGGACAAGUUAUAUCAGCCGUUAGUAACCGGUUUGUUACUUUGACUUUAUUCUUAGAGCAUCCAACUCUGAAUAUAACUAAUACCCCACAAAAUGCUGUAUAUAUAAUAGACAAAAUUUGAUGUAACUACUCUUUACCCAACUCAUUGCCAUCCAAUAGACUAAUAUAUUCCAAAGUGUGUCUAAUAAGAUCUUUGAAUAUUCUAGGUAAACGGCUCACGUCUUCAAACAGUAAUGCCAAACACAAAAAGAUUGAUGUAUAAAUGUAUGCAUUGUAUAUACAGAUAUGUCUGAAUUUACAGUUAUGGUUGAUUUGUGAAUAAAUGUAUUUUUCCAAUGCUUGA
This is a messenger RNA of Colossoma macropomum (tambaqui), 3215 nucleotides long. RefSeq names its product membrane-associated ring finger (C3HC4) 5 (gene marchf5). The record is from RefSeq and is a predicted model, not a curated record. Gene Ontology annotation, molecular function: zinc ion binding. Bases 318 to 1163 code for a protein of 281 amino acids. The transcript has 6 exons. NCBI's taxonomy places the organism in Eukaryota, Metazoa, Chordata, Actinopteri, Characiformes, Serrasalmidae.